This is a messenger RNA of Struthio camelus australis, 1589 nucleotides long. RefSeq names its product lysosomal protein transmembrane 5 (gene LAPTM5). Lineage: Eukaryota; Metazoa; Chordata; Aves; Struthioniformes; Struthionidae. The record is from RefSeq and is a predicted model, not a curated record. Gene Ontology annotation, cellular component: lysosomal membrane.
UACAUUGCUCGGUUCGCUUUUCAGUAGGGUAGUUGCUGCCAAUUCAACUGCAUUAACUCAUAGCUGUGCAAAGGAAUCAAAAAAUGUCUGCCCAAACAGCCACUGAGCCCCCAAAAUGUUGCUUCUUCAACAUCAAGACAGCAACAGUCGCUCUAGGAAUCUUCCAUAUGGUUAUGAGUGUUUUGCUCCUCAUCGAGUACUCCCUGGAGGUGGCUAGCGGGAAAGGCUUCUGCAAAGACCUGGAUAAGGAUUACUACAGAAUUGCUGAUGUCAUCACCAGUUUCCUGUUGAUCAUCAUGCUGUUUGUUAUCAGCUUCAACCUCCUUCUUGGUGUGGUGAAGAAGAGAGAACGUCUCCUGAUUCCAUUCCUUGCUCUACAAGUCAUGGACUUUCUCCUCAGCCUCCUAACAAUGUUCAGCUCCUACAUACAAGUCCCAGCGAUCAUUUCUAUGUCAUCCCUUAGCCACACACAGGGACACUCAAAGAUCCCUUUCUUGGCUCUGCAGCUGCUGGACUUCUGCCUGAGUAUCCUCACUCUCUGCAGUUCAUACAUGGAGGUCCCAACCUAUCUCAGCCUCAAGUCUUCAGACAAUGGGGGCUUUUUGCCAACCGUUGAGAAGUUAACGACAGAGGAAUAUGCCAAAAUGAUGAUCACCUUCACAAUUGCGUUCAUUGCUGUCCUCUUCCUGAAGGCUUAUAUGUUCAAAUGUGUCCUGAGUUGCUUUAAGUACAUUAAAGCCAGCAAGAGAGGGGAGGUGAAAGUCGACCCACAAGCAGCUGAGAAGGCUGUGCUGCCAUCAUACAAGGAAGCCUUAGAGUUGCCUUCUAAGGAAUCUCCACCUCCCUAUGUAGCAAUCUAAGCUCUACUCACAGGGAAGAGAAGACAUCUGUAUUGCUGUUGGUGCCUCUUGCCCCUUGUGUCAGCCUCAUUGAAAAGCCCUUACUUCAUAGCAGUAUCAUGCUUAUUACAAUCCAAUUUACUUGUAGGAGCCUCUAAAGAGGGACGGUGAACUACUGGAGCUGGUGCCUCAUUCUGCACUUGCAGAUCUGAGCUGGUACUGAGGACUGAGCUGCAGUGCUAUUUUAAUAAACUUGUCACCAAGCAACACAAAAGUUCCCAUCACUGGCCUUUCACAUCUGGCUAAUGUGAAAGCACAGGCAUUGGCCUGAAUCUCUUAUCAGGCUUACUUUGUCCCAGCAGGACGUGGGUUCUCAUCUAUUUUAUAUCUUUAACUUGGCAGCUGAGGGGAGCAUCAAGCAUUUAGUAAGUGGAAUGGGGAGGGGGGAGAACAAGCAAAAGCCUUUUUGCUGAGAGAGCCUAACUCUGAAAUAUGUUAUGUUAACCGGCAUCAUCUAAUGAAGACCUAAGGGAAAGGGAUCAGCAAAAGGCUGAAGAUCCCAAAUGAACUACAAUGCAGCUCUCAACCUGUCUGCUUGUGAUAAUGAUUAAUAGUGUGUGCUCCAGAAUAUACAACAUGCUGGAAUAUUCACAGUAUUGCUUUGCUAUUUUAUACCCGAGUGUUUGCAUUUUUUUGCUUUUAGUGUGUGACUUGAAAGAUGAGUUUCAAUAAAAAAGUUAAUAGCUUCAA